AUGCAGACUCGAAUACCUUUGCCACGGCCAGUGCAGCCGUUGCAUGUCUACCGCCACCUGCUGCGCUCUGCCACCUACUUUCCUCCCUCAAUACGACCGUUCCUCGAUCAUCGCAUACGGACGGCUUUUCGAGACGAGCGGGACAGAAUGGCUGAAAGCGAGCUCAACAUUGCCGAGUCCCUCAACUCAGCAGAAGCUCGAGAAAGGGAAGAGGACCGGCGCAAAAAGGUCCUUGCCGACGCAAAACACAAGGUUCCUGUACUCCAGGCUGCCGUUGAAGGCGACCAAGCCCGUCUACGGCGUGUCAUGUGGCAUGCCUUUGGCCGACUUGGCAAAUCCCGCCGCGAGCUUAUGGCCACAUUUGUCCAAAAGGCGCCGGAUCCCAAGGCUGACCCUGCCAAGCUAGAAGAGCUCGCAAAGAAAAAGGAAGAGCAUAAAAAGAUGAUGGAAAAGCGCGCCGAAAUCCAUCCUUGGAACCGCGAAUACACCUGGGACGAGCCCACGCCCUGGCUUCGGCAACAUCUCAGUCCUAUGGAAGAAAAUUGGGACCUUCCCAAGCUGGAUCGAUACCUCAGGGCGCAAAAGAGCCACCAGCGUAACACCACGGGCGCCGCCUUUCCUAGAGGCACAAUCGGCGAUCUUGAUCCAGAAAAAGAUGUACCCGAGAAGGACGGUUGGGGCCGUCCAGUCGCAUUGCGAAGAGUAACGAAACUCACAAGAAAGUUCUGGAAGGCCCAGGCCGACAAAAUUAUGCCUCCGGUAUCCCAGGCAAAUUGGGAGUCUUUACAGCAGCUCGCAUCCGGAGAGGCGCCUCCUGAGAUGUACAGGAUGUUGAGACGACGGCCUAUCGCCGGCGGCCCCGUCGAAGCGCCUCAAGAUGCCAUGACUAGCGAGCGGUCUUCGAUACUCUCUGGCAACGAUGGAGACGAAUGGGAAUCGCAGGAACCGCGGGAACCGUGGGAGUGGCAGUCUUCCGCCCUAAUCCCUGUUCGCGAGACUGAACGACCAAGUCAACGAGAACUCGAAUUGCUCACCGGCGAGAAGGACCUUGGACCAUAUUCGCAAGCACGUCACCUCCGUCUUGGACACAAUGAGAAGAGAGACCGAAUUGUAAUUGAGAAUGUCAAACGCCGCGCCUUCUCCAAGCGCGCUGUGCGGCGUGAAUAUCUCAAGAUGUGGCAGGCAACCUCAUAUAUGAAGGGGGGCCAGAGCAAAUCGGCAAGGCCUGUGUGGGGUCGCGUGGAAUUAGAACUGCCCGUGGUCACUGCGACGCAUCAUCAUUUCUUCGGAGGCGUCGAUGCCCAAGGCCGCGUACCGAAACCAGAGCGACACGAGUCUACAAACACGAGCAGUACUGUGCCUGAGGAUGAGAAAGCCCAGUCUAGAAGUGCAAAACAAGUCAGUUCUGGUGGUGACGCCGGUGCGACUGGCGAGCCUCGGUCUAAGUCGCCUGAUUCCGAGAAGCCCGGAACUCCUGGCGACUUUGUAGCAAGGCCCCGUGACUUUAAGAAUCCCAAGCUAUCCAGGCCUCCGCGUCAACUCGACAGCACGGCAGGUAGCUUUGGAAACUUCAAGCUCUCCAAGUCUAGAGAUCACAGGCAGCGAGACACACGCGACACCAAUUCGAGUGACUCGAGGAGAGCAUCUUUGACGUCAAAAUAG
This is a messenger RNA of Colletotrichum lupini, 1662 nucleotides long. RefSeq lists its product as uncharacterized. The transcript has a single exon. Bases 1 to 1662 code for a protein of 553 amino acids. NCBI's taxonomy places the organism in Eukaryota, Fungi, Ascomycota, Sordariomycetes, Glomerellales, Glomerellaceae. The record is from RefSeq and is a predicted model, not a curated record.